AGCGAACUUAAAUCAAACACCAACCAGACUAACGCUAGACCUUUAUAAAAUGAUAAAAAGCAGCCAGCUAGCUUAUUCGUAUCUAUACAUUUACGAGGUAGAGGUACCACACCUUAUCGACUUUUUUUUUUGUUUCUUAAUCGGAGGCUUAUCCUACAUUUAUUUGCUUAUUCUCAGUUUUCACGAACGGCAGGAGUUUCUCCAAUCACGGUUAUACACUUUUGGCUGUUGGGAUCAUCACGUCUCCCCGCAGAAAGAUCCAUACGCGAUAUUUCUAUGGGUGUUAUUUAUUCAUUUAGUCUUGUCCAAUGAAUUUAGCAUGAUUUCGUUGUCAUAUUUAGUUAAAUGUUUUGUAAAUGUUCUCGUCCUUGAUCCAUCACGGUUUAACAAGUGCGCAUAG
This is a messenger RNA of Amoebophrya sp. A25, 400 nucleotides long. Lineage: Eukaryota; Dinophyceae; Syndiniales; Amoebophryaceae. The record is from the annotation of a GenBank genome assembly.